UUUUUCCGGUUACCAUAGCCGUGAGGUGCGUUGAAUCCGAACUUCGUCAAAUACGCCAAAAUGGUGAAGAUUAUGAAAACAGGAAAAGUCGUGCUGGUCCUUAGUGGCCGGUACGCAGGACGCAAAGCCAUUGUUAUGCGUAACUUUGACGAUGGCACAACGGAAAAGCAGUAUGGACAUGCUCUUGUCGCAGGCAUCGAUCGUUAUCCUCGCAAAGUUCACAAGCGCAUGGGCAAGGGAAAACUUCACAAGCGCUCCAAAAUCAAGCCCUUCGUCAAGAUUUUAAACUACAAUCACUUGAUGCCAACGAGAUACACAGUUGAUUUGCCACUUGACAAAGUUGCCCCAAAGGAUUUGAAAGAUCCGAUGAAGAGGAAAAAGGUUAGAUUCCAGACCCGCGUCAAGCUUGAAGAAAGGUACAAAUCUGGCAAGAACAAAUGGUUCUUCCAGAAGCUCCGUUUCUAAGCGAUUUAAAUAAAAAAUAAACAUUAAAACACUGAAAAAAACGAA
Messenger RNA from Venturia canescens, 510 nucleotides. RefSeq names its product ribosomal protein L27 (gene RpL27). Gene Ontology annotation, molecular function: structural constituent of ribosome. Gene Ontology annotation, biological process: translation. NCBI's taxonomy places the organism in Eukaryota, Metazoa, Arthropoda, Insecta, Hymenoptera, Ichneumonidae. The coding region runs from base 61 to 465 and encodes 134 amino acids. Gene Ontology annotation, cellular component: ribosome; cytosolic large ribosomal subunit. The transcript is spliced from 4 exons. The record is from RefSeq and is a predicted model, not a curated record.